Molecule: messenger RNA, 2234 nt
Organism: Balearica regulorum gibbericeps (East African grey crowned-crane)
Lineage: Eukaryota; Metazoa; Chordata; Aves; Gruiformes; Gruidae
Source: RefSeq, a predicted model, not a curated record
GUUGAAACAAGAGAAGAUGAAGAACAAAACAUCAAGUUGACUGAAAUUUUGGAACUGUUGGUGGCUGCUGGGUAUUUUCGAGCAAGAAUCAAAGGAUUAUCACCCUUCGACAAGGUGGUGGGCGGCAUGACAUGGUGUAUCACUACUUGCAGCUUUGAUAUUGAUGUUGAUUUAUUGUUUCAGGAAAACUCUACUAUUGGUCAAAAAAUUGCCUUAACUGAAAAAAUUGUGUCAGUAUUACCAAAAAUGAAGUGUCCUCAUCGUUUAGAACCACAUCAGAUCCAGGGACUGGAUUUCAUUCAUAUAUUUCCUGUUGUACAGUGGCUUGUGAAACGUGCAAUAGAAACAAGGGAAGAAAUGGGAGAUUAUAUCCGUUCUUACUCUAUAUCACAAUUUCAAAAAACUCAUAGACUACCAGAGGAUGAUGAAUUUAUGCAAAGAAAAGAGAAGGCUAUCAAAACCGUUACUGAUAUCUUUGAUGUUUACAAACCCCAGAGAAAAUAUAAACGUCAGAAGGGAGCUGAAGAACUGCUAGAUGAGGAAUCAAAGGUUCAUGCUACGCUUCUGGAAUAUGGCAGGAGAUAUGGAUUUAGCAGACAAGCAGGAAAAACAGAACAGGCUGAAGAUAAAAAAAUUGCGCUACCUCCAGGGCUUGCAGCAGCAGGAAAAUCUGAGCCUUGUGAUGAAGAUGACCUUCAGGCCGCUGAAGAGCUUCGCAUUAAAACUCUGAUGACUGGGAUGGCUGCAAUGGCAACAGAAGAGGGCAAGUUGACAGCAAGCACAGUUGGCCAGAUUGUUGGACUCCAGUCGGAUGAAAUCAAGCAAAUAGUGUCAGAAUAUGCUGAAAAGCAAUCUGAGCUUUCCGCUGAGGAGCGACCAGAAAGGCUUGGAGCUGCACAGCAACACAGAAGGAAGGUGACAUCUCUGAAUAAGCAAAUUUUGCAGAAAACCAAACUCCUGGAAGAGUUGCAAGCUAAAUGUGCUGAUCUGCAGGCAAAAUGUACCGAAGCAAAAAAGACAUUAACUGAGGUUAAGAGUUACGGUGAAAAGCUGGACAAGGAAUUGGCAGCCCUGGAAACAAUAGAAUCUCAAGCAGAUUCUAGCAUAUUACAGAGUCUGCGAGCACUGGUGGCCAUGAAUGAAAACCUAAAAAGCCAGGAGCAAGAGUUCAAAGCACAUUGUAGGGAAGAAAUGGAGAGACUUCAACAAAAUAUUGAGAAUUUGAAAACCGAGGCAGUAGAAAAUGGGGAGGAACAGGAGCCGAAUAAGAUUAUAGAACAGCAGUACAAAACUGAGAAAGAGAAACUUCAAAAGAUCCGGCUGUUAUUGGCACGAAGAAACAGAGAAAUAGCCAUUUUACAACGCAAGAUUGAUGAAGUACCCAGCCGAGCUGAGCUAACACAAUAUCAGAAGAGAUUUAUUGAACUUUACAGUCAGGUCUCAGCAACUCACAAAGAAACGAAGCAGUUCUUUACUCUUUAUAAUACACUGGAUGAUAAGAAAGUAUAUUUGGAAAAGGAGGUUAACUUACUGAAUUCUAUUCAUGACAACUUUCAGCAAGCAAUGGCAUCUUCUGGUUCUCGUGAGCAGUUUUUACGGCAGAUGGAGCAGAUUGUAGAAGGCAUCAAACAGAAUCGGAUGAAGAUGGAAAAGAAAAAGCAAGAAAACAAAAUGCGAAGGGACCAGUUGAAUGAUGAAUACUUAGAGCUUCUAGAGAAACAGAGGCUUUACUUUAAAACAGUGAAAGAAUUUAAAGAGAAUGAAAUGCUGCUGUCCAAGCUGAAAGCGAGUUCUUCCUGAAGAACUCCGGCUGGUGAAGUUCAUAGAUGGUUGUUCAGUCUGUUGAAUCUCUUUUGUGAGGUGACAGUUAUAACUGCAAUGUAGAUAUAUAUAGAGAUAUAUAUAUAUAAAAAAUAUAUACACACAGCUGUAAAAGUCUGGGGUUUUUUUUCCAGUAUGUAUUCAGUUUUACAUUCCUUCAUCACGUGGCUGUAUUAUUCCUUAUUGCCUCCACUACACAGUAAAAAGUUAAUGCAGUACAGCAAAAUAGAAAUAUUGUCUAAUUUUAUUUAUUUGGUUUUGUUUUUUUUUCAACAGUAAGGAAAAUAGGGAUGUUUUUUAUUUGGGUUUUAAUACUGAAUUAGGUCAAGAUUCUGGAAUAAAUAAGUUGGUAUGUACGUGUAAUAUGUCCAGUACCACAAAAUGAGCACUGCAGUGUGCCGUGGUUUGUUAAU